This is a messenger RNA of Monodelphis domestica (gray short-tailed opossum), 6496 nucleotides long. RefSeq names its product storkhead box 1 (gene STOX1). NCBI's taxonomy places the organism in Eukaryota, Metazoa, Chordata, Mammalia, Didelphimorphia, Didelphidae. The record is from RefSeq and is a predicted model, not a curated record. Gene Ontology annotation, biological process: regulation of transcription by RNA polymerase II. Gene Ontology annotation, molecular function: RNA polymerase II transcription regulatory region sequence-specific DNA binding. Gene Ontology annotation, cellular component: cytoplasm; nucleus.
CUAGGCAGCCGCCGCUGCCGCCCAGUAAGCUGAUCCUGGGGCUCCAGCGGGCUGCUCGCUGCGGGGCGGCCGCCGGAGCAGACUGGCCCCGGGCUGCGCUGGGGCAGCGGGGCAGGCGGGAUGGCGCGCCCCGUGCAGCUCGCCCCGGGCUCGCUGGCGCUGGUACUGUGCCGCCAAGAGCGAGAACGGAGUGCCGUCGGGGCGCCGAAGCCGGAGCCCGGGGCAGCCUCGACGGGCCUGGAUGAUCUGCUGUCCGCUGGAGCCUCCGGGACGCUGGAGACGGAGGACGGGGAGCCUGGAGGCCGCGCGCUCUUCCGCGCCUUCCGUCGCGCCAAUGCGCGCUGCUUUUGGAAUGCGCGCCUGGCCCGCGCCGCCUCCAGACUGGCCUUCCAAGGCUGGUUGCGGCGCGGAGUGCUGCUGGUGCAAGGGCCGCCCGGCAGCCUGCAGGUGCUGCGGGACGCCUGGCUGCGCCGGGCGCUGCGUCCUCCGCGGGGCUUCCGCAUCCGAGCCGUGGGGGACGUCUUCCCGGUGCAGAUGAAUCCCAUCACGCAGUCCCAGUUCAUCCCUCUGGCCGAGGUCCUUUGCUGCGCCAUAGCGGAUAUGAAUGCGGCUCACGUCGUGGUGACCCAGGAGUCCCUGCUGGACCAGCUGGUGAAGCACUACCCAGGCAUCGCCACCCCUUCGCAAGAGGUCCUCUACAGCACCCUGGGCUCCCUCAUUAAGGAAAGGAAGAUCUACCACACCGGGGAAGGGUACUUCAUCGUGACUCCCCAGACGUACUUCAUCACCAGCCCAUCCAGCAGAGAGAAGAGAGCCGCCCUGGAAGAGGGUCACGAUCUGCCGCCGUCCGUCACGUAUCUCGUCAGCAUGGACAGCCAGGCCGAAGGAGCCAGAGAAAAGGGCACCAGCCCAUCUCACUGCAAGUCCUGCCGCUGCUUCCCCGACCCGUGUCCCGGCGAGGGACGGGGACCCCCGGCCGCAGAGGAGGCUGGCCGGAAAGGGCAGAAGAACCCGGGGGAAGCCGGGCCGUCGGGGCACAGUCAGGCCAUCUCGACAGCGGACGACCUCCGUGUGGUCUGCGAGGGGCCCAAGGCCUCGGCCUCCGCCAAGGACAAGGAGAAGAGCAGGAAGUUCGGGCUCCGCCUCUUCUGGCGCCAGAUGUCCAGAAAAGAGAGGCCCAAGAAGGACCGCAGGACGUUCUCCGCCCAGUUCCCACCCGAGGAGUGGCCGGUCCGAGACGAGGAGAACUUGGACAAUAUUCCUCGCGACAUCGAGCACGAGAUUAUCAAACGCAUCAACCCCGAGCUGACCGUGGACAACCUGGUCAGACACACGGUGCUCAUGCAGAAAUAUGAGGAGCGGAAGAAAUACAUGAGCCAGGGCACCUCCACGGACCUGGUGCCAGCCGGACACAAGCAGCAGCCGCCGCCCGGGAAGGCCGGGGGCAGGAGACGCCAGAGCAGGUCUGGAAGGCAUCGGAGGAAGGCACAUUCGAACAGAGAGAGAUCCAGAGGCCGGAGCCAGAGGGGCUCCCAGGCCGGCGAGCCGAGGUCCGGCAUCGCCAGACCAGAGGAGCUCUCCGGGCACCUUCCUGAGGAGGCCGUGCCCAGAGCCAGAACCCCCGAGCAAGACCCGGCUCAGACACCCCUGGGAGACCCUCGGGGAGCCGACCCCCAUUUUAUUUACAAGAAGAGAAUCAGCAACCCCUUCCCAGGCUUUCCUCACAGGGGGAACCCGGCCCUCAGAGGCUACAAGGGCCAGAAGGACGGUGACCCCAGGCCCAGGCAGCUCAAGAAGCCCCCAGGGCCUUUCCAGAGGUCGAGGUCUUUGGAUUCCUCUAGGAACGUUGAUGGCGAAGCCCAGCAGCCGUGCCCCGAGCAGCCCCAAGACAAGGCCGAACCACUCAUUCCCAGUCAUUCUUCCGUCCAGCCCAUCGCUGACGACUUCCAAGACGGCCUCUCCAAUGACUCUCCAAGUGGGGUAUUGAGGACAGGCGGUCAGGGCCAUCCCUGCAGAGAAAGCCCGCCUGCCUGCCUGGGCCAAGACAAGGCGGCCCCUGACGUCCCGUGGAAGAUCCACUCCCGCGUCGAUCGUCUUGGGGAGACCCAACUUGAAAGCCGGCAUCACUCCAGGUCACGGGCCCCCGGCUGUGGGCUGGCCGAUCCGGCCGUCGUGCUUCAGUUCCAGAAUCUCAGCCUUCUGGACCGUCACCCGAGACAGCCCAAGAGGCUACCGAGGGACACCCCGAGGGAGCUGCCCGGGACGGCCUUUGUGAAAUGCUGGGAGAACGAGAACGAAGGCUUUACCGACGAGGACGACGAGCAACCUAUGUACCAGAAGGAGGCGGACGGAGACGAGGAUGCCUGCAGCUCUUUGGAAGAGGACGAGGACGAGGACGAGGACUUUGCCGAGAAACACAUCUUAUGUCCGGCUCGGCCAGGCCACCUCCCAUAUUCCUUUACAUGUGGGAGCCUGUGGGACGACGCCGGGAAAGCCAGCAUGACUGAGGGCCCCCUGGGCCACUGGAACGUGAGGAGCGGCCCGACCGAGCACGGCCGCAAAACGCCAAGGCUGGAGCCUCAAACGCCUGAAAGCCGUGGUUAUGGCAGACCCGCCGGCUCCCUGGCGGAGGCAGACAGGCGCCAGAAGGUGGAUCUCUCAGGGGAAACCCGUAGCCUCCGUCCAUUCGGCUGUCGCCGAGACGAGGAAGCCGCUGCCGCCAAGAGGGUCCAGGUUUCCUCGGAGCUCGUGGACGGCAGCAUAUUUGAUUAUUACAACACCAGCGAGGCCGACUCUGAGGCAGAAACGUUGCAGAACUCCCCCGGGGAGGUGGGCGAGAAACCAGCUUGCUGGGCUCUGGGGCCGCCGGCUGAGGAAACGCGGAAGCACGGCAGGCAGAAGCCGGAGCUCUUCAGUGACCCACGGAUGCCCGUCUUGGCUCAGCGCGCCCCGCAGGAGCAGAAUCACUUAGAAGGAACCGAAAACCACAGUCUGACAGGAGACAGCGGAAUCGACUCUCCCCGGACCCAGAGCCUGACAUCUAAUAAUUCUGUCCUUCUGGAGGGGCUAAAGAGAAGACGAAGUUUCCUACAGAACUUUGAAGGCCUAAACAGCACGAGGAACAGACCGAUGCUCACAUCCAAUUCCCUGCUCCAGCUGACUCCUGUAAUAAAUGUCUGAGUCUUCUUUUUCUCUGGGAACUCGGGGCUAACUUUUGUUGUUGUUCUUGUAAAAAUGUACAGCCUUAACUGUAAAUGUUCUAACCCUCUGCCUAUAUCAGAUUCACCCAUGUAUUACAUAUAUACUUUACAAUUCUUGAAUGUUUGUGCUUUAGGCAUGGACUUGGUUCCAUUUCUGAUCUUAAAAGUUUUAAAAACAUUUUAUUUUGGUAUAGAGUCAUUGGAAAUAUCUAGAAUGUUUACAAUAAAAAGAAAAAACCACACGUGGCAUUAGUCAUCUUUAUUGCCAUGCAGUAGGGUAGAGAGGAUCUGGGAGUUGAGGGACAACAGCUGGUUUUGGAUUCCUGUUCCUGAUACUCCUUGAAUCUAUGACCUCUUUACCUGUAUGGUCUUCCAAAUGGGAAUAAUAUUAAUAUUUGUGCUGCCUAGUGUAGUAGAAGAAUGCAUCCUGGAAGCAUCUGGAGUCAAAGGAUCUCAGCUCCCUAAUCCACUCAGUAAGGAACUACAAGGUGCAGCUCUCCAAGAAGAAGAAUGGAAGCUCUUUGAGGGCAGACACUUUCAUUCUUGUCUUUGUGUCCCUCGUGUCCAACAGCACAGUGCCUGAGAUAGUGUUGUCGGUGCUUAAAGGACCAUAGACUUAGAGACUGAUGGAAUCUUGGAGACCAUCUAGCCCACCCCUGCCUAUCUGACAGAUGAGGAAGCUGAAGGCACUGAGAGAUUCAGGAUCACUAAUCUUCUUGGUUCCAGGUCUAGUGCUUAUCUGCUCUAGCACACUAGCUUCUCAAUAAUAAAUCUUGAAUUUAAUCACAUUAAUUAAUUAUUAAUACAUUAAUUCAUCACAAUCGUGUUCAUAAUCUAAUUGAAAAAAGAUUACAAUGGCUGGAGAGAGCAUGGGGAUUGGGAAAGGCUUGCUUCCUCAAAGAAGAUGCAUUAAAGGGUGAGAAAGGGGGCAGCUGGGUGGUUCAGUGGAUGGAGAGUCAGACCUAGAGAUGGGAGGUCCUAGACACUUCCCAGCUGUGUGACCCUGGGCAAGUCACUUGAUCCCCGUUGCCUAGUCCUUACCACUCUUCUGCCUUGGAGCCAAUACACAGUAUUGACUCCAAGACGGAAAGUAAGGGUUUAAAAAAGUAAAAUAAAAUAAAGGUGAGAAAGAAGUCAACAGGUGAAGCCAGAGAAGGAGACUAGUAAGAGCAUAUUAUAGCCAAUGCCACAAGCAAAGGAGCUAGACCAGAGUAAAGAGAGGGGAGGAAGAGUAGGAGGAGGGAAUGAGCCUAGGAAGGUAAGAUGGAGCCAUUUUUCAGGGGCCUGAAAUGCAAGAUAAAAGACCCAACUUUCCUUGGUAAGUGCUGAAAGCUGAGUAAAUCAGCCAGUCGAUGAACAUUUAUUAAGUGCCUAAAGUAUAUUAGAAACAGGGCUAGACUCUUGGAGAUAUCAAGACGAAGAUGAAGUCCCUACCCUCGAAGAGCUGACAUUCUAUUGGAAUUAUAAUGCCAGUCCUACACGAGGCUAACUGGUCCAGCAGUGCUAUGGGGCAGAGAGGGGAGAUCUAGAAGGCCAUUACAUUGGUCUGUGGGAAUGAUAAUGGGGCUAUAUUAGAAUGGUGACAUUGGAAACAAAGGAGGAAAGGCUGGGAGGAUAUUAUGCAGGCAUAAUUGGCAGGUCUUGGUAAGUGAUCGAAUGGGAGAAUUGAGGGGAAAGGAAAAGUCAAAGAUGAUGCUCUGAUUUUGAAGCCUAGACUUCAAAAUCUCCAUUUUUACACCCUUACGGGUCAAGAAAGAUAGGGGUUGUUAGAGAAGGAAUUGGGGAAGAAAGGAAAAGCAAGAGAGACUGUCGAAUUUCUGAAGUCAAAGGAGGAGAGAAUUUUCCAGUUGGGAGAGGGUAUUGAGGGAUGUCAGAAGGCAAAGGGAAGAAGAUGGUUGAAAAGAGAUCAUUGGGCUCUAGGUUAUGGAUGGAUCACCUUUCAGAACAGUUUCAGUGACUGGGAUGGAGGCUAGUUGAAGAGAGAAGAGCUAGUGGUGUGUCGGCCAGUAUGGAAAAACGUUCCCAGGAAUAUGGCAGGGAGGGAAAGACGGAAAUGGCAUGAUAACUCUCCGGCGUUGGAUAUGGAACUCUGCAUGCUUGGGGCUAAAGGGGAAUCUUUUUCCAUUCCUGGACACAGUGAGAGAUCCAGGAGAGAGGCAGAGAUGAAUGUGGGAAUCCAGUUCAGAAGCAGGCCAGAGAGCGCGGGUUCAAGGGCUCAGGCUAAGAGAUUAACCCGAAUGGGGAGAAUAUCUUUUCUUCUGUGCCUCCUGGAAUAGGACAGGGAGAAGAGUUGAGGUAGGACAUGAUCGAGGAGAAAAGAAGCGAGCGGGCUAGUCUCCAGGAGGGUCUAGAGACUUACAGGUGGGUGGGGACAGCUUUUAUUGGAUGCCCCUAACAAGGACGUGGCCCUUCUGCGUGCUUGGAGCACAGGCUGACAUGGCUGUCAGGCACGGAGGGAGCAGACACAGAAUUUCCUCAUUUUUCUCCUAGGGCAGCACUCAGGGAGUCUCUAGCAACUCCCGUCUCCUGCCAUUCUGAAAAUCAGGGCUGUCGGAGGUGGUGAGGAGAGUAUCUGAGAAGUUGUAAAUGGAAUUUUAAUAAAGAUGUUAAAAAUGAGGCCAAGGCACAAUAACACUAGAGGAAUGACAAGGGGUCCUAGGAGGGACAAAGCCCAGGACUUCCAGGAUAGCCAGCUAGAAUAUCAGUCUCUAAAUCAGAUUUUCUGGGUUUUGCCAUCUUCUCCUUCUUCAGAGACACAAAAGAGGAUGAUGCAAAAGCAUUUUGCAGUUUUUAAAAGAGUUUUAAGAAAGAGCCUUGAAUGCCUGGAUGGGGGGGGGGGGCUCAGCCCAUUUCUCUGCACCUCUGCUAAAAAGGUCUAAUUGAAGGCUCAGAUUAUAAUUUGGUGAGUCACAGCAAUGCAUGGAUCUGGAACAAUUCUGAGGGAUUUAUGACGGGGAGAGCUCUCCCCUCUGGAGAAAAAACUGUGGGGGUCCGAGGGAUGCGGGUCAGAGCGGACUGUCUUUCACGGCACUGUAUUUACAGUUUUACUGGGGGGUUUGGGCUUUGUAUGAGGAUGCUCUUACAACAAUGGCCAGUAGGGAAGUGGGUUUUGCAUGCUAAUAACACAUGUAGGUCCCAGAUCAAAUUGUUUUACCCUCUCGGAGAAGGGAGAGAAAAAGGCUGGAAGGAGCCCAUUGGAUCUUGAAAUUCCACAAAAUGUACGUUGAAAAUGAUUAUUACAUGUAACUGGGGAAAGAAAAUAUCUUUGAAUUAAAGAAUAAUAAUUUAGAGAACCA